AUUUUGUAAAUGUGGGCUAUAUAAAUAAAAUUUGAUUUGAUUUGAUUUACGUUACUUGCUAAAUGAAACACAAUAAACUGUAAAGAAUUGACGCGCAAGGAUGACAUGCAAAUGCGUGAAGCAUCCCUCAUUUGUGGGUCCUGUGGUGUACCGGUUAGCACGCCUCCCUCGAAAGCAGAGAGGCAGUUCAAUUCCCAGAGAAAACAUCCUCAGCGCUUACUAUGGGCAGCCUGUUAACAGCAUAUUUGCUGCUAACACAAUAAUUCUCCAAAUAUGGGAUCAAUGUAGUAUAAUUUUUUUUUAAGGAAUCCGUGUAGCCCUUGUUAGGAAUGUUUGCUUUAAGGCUGGGGUUUAGUCAAUGAGGGGCUGUCAUUAAAUUUAGUUGAUGCUUCCAAACUGGUCCUUUUUUUAAGUCGAAUUAUGAGAGAAAACACGCUGCAGUUUUGCAACUUUCUGUCCCUUUAACAGUAAAGGCGGUGGCGCGGAGACUGCAGCAUCAUCUUCCCUCCCAACAUCCUGCAGACUGACGAAGACUAACGAAAUAUAACGAAGACUGACGAAGACCCGAGACCACCAGGAGAACAUCGGGCACUUUCACAGCCGCGAUGAGAGACUUUACAUCGAACUCCAGUCAGGGAAGAACCAACAUGACCUGCUGCCGGUUCUGCGUCUUCUUCUUUACGGCGUUCUUCAUUAUCGCUGAGAGGACGGCGUUGAUCUACUGCUUCGUGUACUAUCUUUGGGUGGGUCACAACUACUGCUACGCCUACCUGGCUGGAUGUACUGCUCUGUUCCUUCUGCCUGGCUGGGCCCCCCAGUGGCUCAGCUACUUGUGGUACUUGUCAGAUGGACGUAUUCGGAGAAAGUCCCUCACAUGGACACAUAUACUGCACCUGGGAAUCUUUAAGAGACUGUGGGAGUGCAUGUGUCUGCCAGAGGAGGACGUGUACGGUGAGAUCAUGCAGCAGGCAGAUGUUUCUGCCCUCAGGUUGUUCGAAGCCUUGGUGGUCACCCUCCCUGAGACACUGCUGCAGGCCUACGUGCUCAUCUGUACUGAUAUCGGAAUCAAGUCUCCAGCCUCAGUGUGUUUUGUGGUCUGUCUGGUGUCUCUCUCCUGGGCCUUGGUGGUCUACGCCAGAGCCUGUUUACUCAUCAGACCUGGUCACCUCCAAAUGACCCCUGCUGCCCUUCUCUGUCGACUGCUAUGGAGAGUCAGCAUGUUGGGAUCUCGCUUCGCAGUUUUAAUGCUCUUUACACGAAUCUUCAAACAGUGGAUCCUGGGAGUGAUUGGUGUACACUGGCUAGGUGCAACCUUCUGGAUGGUGUCUCAACAGACUGACAUUAUAAAAUCAACCAGUCGAUGGAGAAUCUUCAACCUCGUCCUCGGAGCCGUUCACAUCUUUCUCUUCCUCAACGUGAAGUACGGUCCGUCUAGAUAUCGCAUGACGGGCUUCUAUCUGGUCAUGUUCUUAGAGAAUGCUUUACUUCUUCUGGCCUCAUCCUGGUUAUUCACCAUGGUCUCCUGGGAUACUGUCGGCAUCCCAGCUGCUGUGUUCUGUAGUUUCCUGAUUGGAGUCAUCGCAUUGGUUCUCUACUAUCGCUUCCUUCACCCUAAGUCCUUUGAGAUUUUCCAGAGUAUUCGACACAAAGGGAUCGGAGGAGCUUGCAUGGAGCGGGGCUCCACACUGUCAUUGGAGGAAAAGGUCACACCUACGUUUCAUCGCCAUGCAACACUGUCUGGAGGGGGCACUCUUAUGGACCUUCCAGUCCAGUGGGAGGGCUGGAAACACCACCACUGGCUGUUGAUCCGUUUGGCUCUGAAAACAGGGGACAAAGCAACCAUCUGGUCAGCCUAUGGAGAAGGUGGACUGGCAGGGCUGAUGGGUCUUUCUGAAGAAGUUCACUCUCCAGAUGAACCAUACCUCCGUCAGAUUCUGACGACUCCACCCCUGAUCACACAUCCAGCUUCUCCACCGGUGGUGAGCCAGGCUCCUCAGGUCACAGAGCUCAUACAACCACCAAAGCCGCCUCUCACCAGUGUUGUAGCUCGGCCAAAAAGAAGAGCUCCACCCUUAACAAUUCAGGACAUGCAUAGGUUUCCAGAGAUUGUUCCAGUACAAGAAGUCAUUCCUGAAGAGACAGCAGAGUCUAUGACACCCGCAUCAGAGGAAAAGGGGGAUGAAGAGUUUCAGAGCGCUGCCUGUGGCUCACCCUCGCUGUCAUCAGCACGCCACCCAGGAAGUCUUCAGCGAAUCAACAGCAAUGCUGCAACCCUGACAGAAGCUUCUUCCUCUGUAGCAUCUCUGGAGAUCACUACCCCGGCCUGGUCACCUGAGCGACGCUCCCCUCUUCUGAUUGGUUCCCCAGAAAAAAAACCUGGGACCCCAUUGCAGUCUAAUGCUACGCUCUACUUCAGUGUAGAUGCACAGUCUCCCUCUAGUGGCAGCUACCUUGGUUGGGGCUCUGAGCUAUCACCCAUAUCCAGCUACAGGAGUCCAUACCGAAUCAGGGAGGCUCGCUUCAUCACAUCCACCCCUAGGGCGGAGCCUCCGCCCACUGUUCCUGAGAGUCCAGGCCCAGCCUCUGUGGUCGUGAUACCUGCCACUCCUACGCCCGGUGCCACACCUGUGGGUUCCUCUCCAAGGGGUUCAGCCUCUGCUGCAUCUACACCCAGUGUUUCAACCCCCCUGGCUUCUACACCUGCAGCUUCUACACCUGCAGCUUCUACUCCUGGUGCAACUACACCUGCAGCUACCACACCCAGCACUCCAGUGGUUCCACUCACUCCAGUUAUCUCCCAUGCACGUAAACAGAUAGCUCAGAUCAUAGACAGUGGAGAGAGAUUGGUGUAAGUAGGGUGAUGGUGGAGGUGGGAAGAGGAGGUGGGGCCAUGCCUGGGUGGGGUAUUAACAAGGCAUCUGUUUCAUUUAAAUUAUUUUAAGCUGUCAUUACUUUGAAAUGUCAUUUUUAGAAUUUUUUUAUUUUGCAUAUUUUGAUCAGAUGUGAAAGACGUUUAUUGGAGACGUGGGCCAUACCACAGACAAAAUGAAAAUAGGAAAAUAUCUGGGAUGUGGCCCAUAGUUGGUCUUUUUCUUUCCAAGAGUUGGUCUAGAAGAUGCUGUGGUCUGGAUUUGGACUAAAUUUCAUCCAGGUCUCCAGAUGACACCAGUGGAGGGAAAGGCAGAAUGUGACCUAGUCUGCUCUAUGUGUGCUGAGUACCGAUCAUGUGACCUUGAGGUCUAGGUGUUCAAGACCAGUUCAAGCAUGAGGCAGUUUUCUAGGAAUGAAGGAGGUUGAAGUUAAUGUUAAACAAUUAUUUUAGCUCUUUGAUUUGAAAUAUGAGUAGAAUCCCACAAAUGUGGACUUGACCACAUUUUAACGUCUUCCAUACAUUUUUCCUGUAUUUUCUAAACCAAGCAGGAGGACAAAUAAUGAAAUAAAAAGGAUUGAAACUGAUGAACCUGAGCAGCAGCAGGAACUUUGAAACGAGUAUAAAAAUCACGUGAUGAGAAAAGCAAAUGUAACCUGGCGUGGUGAUAAAACCACUGCAUGUUCCAUGUUAACACAGACGUCAUUGUUAAAGCACCUACCACUAGUAGUUAUUAACUCACACCUGAAUGUAACUGUAAGUCAAUGGGAUGUUGUGAUGCAGUAUGUGCUUCAACUGCUUCUUUACCGUGACUCAGCGCUUUGCCUUGUAGAAGAGACACAGCUGUGUGUCAGUGUUUCGGACGUGUGAAUAUUUGCCUGUUU
Cynoglossus semilaevis (tongue sole) is the source of this 3753-nucleotide messenger RNA. Its product is annotated as XK-related protein 5-like. The transcript has 13 exons. Bases 606 to 2852 code for a protein of 748 amino acids. The record is from RefSeq and is a predicted model, not a curated record. Lineage: Eukaryota; Metazoa; Chordata; Actinopteri; Pleuronectiformes; Cynoglossidae. Gene Ontology annotation, cellular component: membrane.